Molecule: messenger RNA, 2781 nt
Organism: Equus caballus (horse)
Lineage: Eukaryota; Metazoa; Chordata; Mammalia; Perissodactyla; Equidae
Source: RefSeq, a predicted model, not a curated record
AUGUCGACCUACACUACCGCUCAUGCCACGACCACUGGGAACAUCACCCUUAUGCCCACCAGUGACCUUCCUAGACACACUGCCACCACAGGCACCACUGCACCUGCCCCUAUCACGUCGUCCAUCACACCCACGAAUGUCGUGUCUUCGACAACCAACAUCCAGACAUCACCCACGAGUGUGCAUCACUCCUCACACGGCAACGACUUCUACCUCAGACACGGUAACGAUGCCCACCCUCACAACACCAUACACCACUACAGAGACCACGUCUUCAAACACCCGAUCUACAGGAAGCACAACCACGGCUGCAGCAACACCUUUGCACCCUACCUCUGGAACCAGACUGACAUCCACAGUCACAGCCCCGUCUUCUAUUACUCCUCACAUGGCGACGACUUCUACCUCAGACACGAACCUGCCCCCACUUUCACCACCAUCACUAACCCUCCACCCACCCUGCUUACCACACCGCAUCCGCCCCACACCACAUCCACCCCAAGAUCUCCCACUAGCACUGUCACCCGGGCCACAAGUGAAAGCUCCACUCUCACUGAGACUUCAACCCCUGCCACCUCGAUCACAGUCACUUCCCCCACUCCCUCAGCUCCUCACACGGCGACGACUUCUACCUCAGACACGGUAAGGAUGCCCACCCUCACAAUACUAUACACGACUUCAGAGACCACGUCUUCAAACACCCGAUCUACAGGAAGCACAACCACGGCUGCAGCAACACCUUUGCACCCUACCUCUGGAACCAGACUGACAUCCACUGUCACAGCCCCGUCUUCUAUUAGUACACGUAUCCCAACCACAACACUGACAACCACCAUCCCCACGUCGGUGGGCACCACUGGCCCCUUGACCACCACCAGUGAGUCCACCUCCACAUUAACUGCCUCCAGCAAGUCCUCCUCCCCUACCUUCAUCUCCUCUUCAUCGCCCACCUCCCACAAUGCGGAAACAAGCACAACCUCUGGCACAACGCCUAGCAUGUCACCUACGCUCACGAGCACGCAUCCCCCUCCACCUCCCUCUCUUUCGACCAGUGUUCCAGGUACAUCUGCAGGCUCCACUUCCACGUCUGCCAGCAGUCCGGGGAUCACGCAGAGUGAGGGUAGCACCUCAUCUGCAAGCAGCACACGUACACUGGGCACAAGCACGAGGACCACCCCGGCACCCACCACCACCCACACGGUCACAACCUCGACCACCACGGGAACACCCUCCUCCAGUGCAGCCACCACACACCCAGGCACUUCGACCUACACAACCACUCAUGCCACGACCACUGGGAACAUCACCCUUAUGCCCACCAGUGACCUUGUUACACACACUGCCACCACGGGCACCUCUGCACCUCCCCCUAUCACGUCAUCCAUCACACCCACGAAUGUCGUGUCUUCUCCAACAUCCACCACCUCUACCCCAGCGACCACCAAUGUCGACACAUCACCCACGAGUGUGCUUCAGUCGUCUCCACCUGCCUCAACCGCAGAACCUUUCUCCAAUUUCACCACCAUCACUGCCCCUCCACCAACCCUGCUUCCCACACUGCCUCCAAGCCACGUCACAUCCACCCCGAGAUCUCCCACUACCACUGUCACCCAGGCUACACGUGAAAGCACCAUUCCCACAGACACUUCAACCUCUGCCACCUCGAUCACAGUCACUUCCCCCACUCCCUCAGCUCCUCACACGGCGACGACUUCUACCUCAGACAUGGUAACAACACCCACCCUCACAACGCUAUACACCACUUCGGAGACCUCUUCUUCAAACACCCGAUCCCCUGGAAGGACAACCACGUCUGCAGUAACUCCUUUGCACCCUACCUCUGGUACCAGACUGACAUCCACAGUCACAACCCCGUCUUCUAUUAGUACACGUGUCCCAACCACAACACUGACAACUGCCACCCCCACCUCACUGGGCGCCACUAGCUCAUGGACAACUGUAAGUGACCUCACCUCUACAUUCACUUUCUCCAGUACGUUGGCAUCACCCAUUUCCACUGUCCCUUCAUCCCCCACCUCACGCAAUACAGAAAGAACCUUCAGUGUCACCACCACUUCUGCCACAACCCCUAGUAUGUCACCUAUGGUCAUGAGCACGCAGCCCAGUUCAUCUCCCUCCCUCACAACAAGUGUUCCAGGUACAUCUGCAGGCUCCUCUUCCACAUCUACCCUUAGUCCGGGGACAAUGCAGAUGGAAAAUAUAACCUCAUCGGCCAGCAGCACAAUUACACUGAGCACAUCUACAGGAUCAACCCUGGUACCCACUAUGACCCAUAACUUCACCUCCUCCACCACCACAGGACCACCUUCCUCCACUCCAACCACGAUGCACACAGCCACAAUGACCCACAGAACCGCUCAUGCCACAAACACUGGGAGAAUCACCCUUACGCCCACCAGUUACCUUCUCACACAAGCUCCCACUACAGGCACCACGGCACUUCCCCCUCUUACGCCAUCAGUCACUCCCACGAAUGUCGUCUCUUCACCAACAUCCACCACCUCUACCCCCAUGAUCAUCAACAAUCUGACAUCACACACAAAUGAGCUUAUAUCAUCUCCACCUCCCCCAACCACAGAACCAGACUUCCCUUUGACCGCCAGCACUACCCGUCCAUCCAUCCUGGUUACCACGCUGCCCACAACCCAUGCCACAUCCCCCCUGACAUCUCCCACUACCACUGUCACCCUGGCCACAGCUGAAAGUAGCACUCCCACUGACACCUCAACCCCUGCCACCUUGGUCACUGAUUCCUUCUAG